Messenger RNA from Hydractinia symbiolongicarpus, 971 nucleotides. Its product is annotated as superoxide dismutase [Mn], mitochondrial-like. Gene Ontology annotation, biological process: superoxide metabolic process. The coding region runs from base 140 to 802 and encodes 220 amino acids. Gene Ontology annotation, cellular component: mitochondrion. The transcript has 5 exons. The record is from RefSeq and is a predicted model, not a curated record. Gene Ontology annotation, molecular function: superoxide dismutase activity; metal ion binding. NCBI's taxonomy places the organism in Eukaryota, Metazoa, Cnidaria, Hydrozoa, Anthoathecata, Hydractiniidae.
UUUAGAACAUUUUGUCCCAGUAGAAGCUUUAAUAGCGAAGGUAACGCCAUAUGUGAAUAUAAAGACGUCUCUGCAUGUUCAUAGAUAUUACAAAGGGAUAGCAUAUAAUUUUGGCUUGUUACAUAGAUAAUACAAGAACAUGUUGACAAAGGCAAGAGCCGUGUUUAAACCAUCUAUACGUCAUGCAUUACGAGUUGCAGUUGCGUCUGCGCACACUCUUCCAGAUUUGGCGUACGAUUACAACGCGUUAGAACCCACCAUCUCUGCAGAAAUCAUGCAGUUGCAUCACAGUAAACAUCAUCAGACAUACGUGAAUAACUUGAACGUGGCGGAGGAGCAACUGGCUGAGGCGCAAGAAAAAGGUGACGUUUCUAAAGUUAUUUCGCUUGCACCAGCAUUGAAGUUCAAUGGUGGUGGCCAUCUUAAUCACUCCAUCUUUUGGACAAAUCUCUCGCCUAAUGGAGGUGGCGAUCCCUCUGGGGAACUGCUGGAGGCGAUUAACCGUGAUUUCGGUUCAGUUGGAAACCUAAAAACCCGUCUUUCCGCAAUUACGGUCGCAGUUCAGGGUUCAGGCUGGGGAUGGCUGGGAUUCGAUAAGGUUAACAAAAGACUUUGCAUCGCAACAUGUCCAAAUCAGGAUCCGUUAGAAGCAACAACAGGCCUGGUUCCUUUAUUGGGCAUCGACGUGUGGGAGCAUGCUUACUACCUACAGUACAAGAACGUUCGACCUGAUUACGUGAAUGCUAUUUACAACAUCGUCGAUUGGAACAACGUUGCAGAGAGGUACGCUAAGGCGCAAUAAAAGGAGACGACCUUCAAACGUUGUGUAAAUAAAAAUAACUUCUUACUCUGACGAUUCUCUUCCAAAUCUAUAAAUUUAACCUAUUUCUUGAACUUAGAAUACGAUUUAAAAAAAUCAUCUAUUGAAAUGUAGAUGCAGCUGCAAUAGAUAGAAUAUUAUAUUACGCAAA